AUGGUUCGCAAUCCCUCGACGAUCCUGCUGGAGGUAGAGAGAAAAUUUGCAGCUCUCAAAUGUUACCCUCUACGAAUUGACUCUGGCAAGCCGCCCUUUUUGAGCCUGAGUGAUCUUGGUUGUCGAAGAUUUCGUGACAUCUACUAUGAUUCCCACGGGCGACUUUGGAAAGCAGGGACUUGGGUAAGGCAAAGAGAUGCGAAGUGGCAGAUGAAGAUUAGAAGAGGUGGCACAUACAUAAAUUCACAAUUCGAGGAAAUAGAGGAUCCAGAUGUCAUCUCUGCGCAAGUCAAAUCGCUGACUGGACUGGACUGGGGCAUGUCCAAAACCUUUGGUCUAAGCUAUUUCGCCAGUUUCACCACGUGUCGCCAAACCUGGAUCGCAGACAAGGAAUACAAUAUUGUGUUGGAUCGAACCGACUUUGGCCAUACGGUCGGUGAGGUUGAGCUCGAAACCGAGACAACCGUGCAGGAUGAAGACGAAGCUCGGAAGCUUAUGUUGGAAAUGGACAACAAACUUGUGGAAUUUCUUCGGCACUACCACUGGGCAUUCUCUAGUGACACACCCACCGGCAAGCUUUCAGCUUAUUUCGAACACAAGGCUCUGCAGAAGCCCUAG
Fonsecaea erecta is the source of this 618-nucleotide messenger RNA. RefSeq lists its product as hypothetical. Lineage: Eukaryota; Fungi; Ascomycota; Eurotiomycetes; Chaetothyriales; Herpotrichiellaceae. Gene Ontology annotation, molecular function: magnesium ion binding; thiamine triphosphate phosphatase activity. The transcript has a single exon. Gene Ontology annotation, biological process: dephosphorylation; thiamine diphosphate metabolic process. Bases 1 to 618 code for a protein of 205 amino acids. The record is from RefSeq and is a predicted model, not a curated record.